AUGUCGAUGUCGAAGAGUUCGAAGAUGCUCCAGUUCAUCAACUACAGGAUGCGAGUGACGAUCCAAGACGGAAGGCAGCUGGUUGGGAAGUUCAUGGCGUUCGACCGCCACAUGAAUCUCGUUCUCGGCGACUGCGAGGAGUUUCGCAAGCUUCCACCGGCGAAAGGGAAGAAGAUCAACGAGGAGCGAGAAGAUCGCCGCACGCUUGGCUUGGUGCUUCUCAGAGGUGAAGAGGUCAUCUCCAUGACAGUCGAAGGACCUCCUCCUCCAGAAGAAUCUCGUGCUAAAUCUGGCGGAGGAGCUGCCGUCGCUGGUCCAGGAAUCGGCCGUGCUGCUGGACGCGGUGUACCAACAGGUCCGCUAGUUCAAGCUCAGCCUGGGCUUUCAGGUCCGGUUCGUGGAGUCGGUGGACCAGCUCCGGGGAUGAUGCAGCCUCAGAUCUCUCGUCCUCCGAUUAUCCGACCUCCGGGACACAUGCUUCCGCCGCCUCCAGCUUUUGGUCAAGGUCCUCCGAUGGCACGUGGUCCUCCUCCGCCCUACGGCAUGAGGCCACCACCGCAGCAGUUUCAAGGACCACCGCUACAGUACGGGCAAAGGCCGAUGGUUCCUCCUCCCGGUGGUAUGAUGAGAGGCCCUCCUCCACCACCACAGAGGCCUGGGAUGCAGGCGCCUCCUCCACGCCCUGGAAUGCCUCCUCCUCCUGGGGGUUUUGCUCCACCGCGUCCUGGCAUGCCACCACCGCCACAUAACCAGCAGCAGUGA
This is a messenger RNA of Microthlaspi erraticum, 762 nucleotides long. Lineage: Eukaryota; Viridiplantae; Streptophyta; Magnoliopsida; Brassicales; Brassicaceae. The record is from the annotation of a GenBank genome assembly.